Molecule: messenger RNA, 4912 nt
Organism: Micropterus salmoides (largemouth bass)
Lineage: Eukaryota; Metazoa; Chordata; Actinopteri; Centrarchiformes; Centrarchidae
Gene: creb3l1
Product: cAMP responsive element binding protein 3-like 1
Exons: 13
Coding region: 308-1825 (505 amino acids)
Biological process (GO): regulation of transcription by RNA polymerase II
Molecular function (GO): DNA-binding transcription factor activity, RNA polymerase II-specific; cAMP response element binding
Source: RefSeq, a predicted model, not a curated record
GCUGAGCCUCACGCACACAGCUGGAUGGAUAGCACCGUCUCCGGUACGCCAGCAGAAGGAUGUGAAUUUCCGACGUUUGUCAAGUCUGUCACUAAAAGAAAAGCAGCAGCUGGACUCGGCUCGUCCAACCAGGUUUACAUAGCCUACAGGUGGUCACAAAAGAACUGCUGGAUACUGACACAGCACGUGCAGCUGUUUGAUGAACAGCUUCUUUUUAAUGAGUUGAUUUUAAGAUUAGCGUUCACGACCAUAAGUCCAGAUAGCUACUGCCCAUCAUCCACGGAGCUGUAGACAGACACCGGCAGUCAUGAUGGAGUCUAUCUUAGACAGCUUAACAGCAGAGAAACUCUAUCCGCCCGGUGGGACCAACCUGUUGGACCUGGAGGAACUCAGCGACGGAGAUUUCCUCACUAAUGUGCCUUUCUCAGGUGACCAGAUGGACGACUUCAGCAGUGAAUUAUUCAGCAGUUUCUUUGAUGAUCAUCUAUUAGAGCGGCCCUUACUGGCAGACAGACAUUCACCUUUACACAUGGACAUGGACAGCAGCCCAGAUAUUCAAGCAGAGCACAGCUACUCUCUGAGUGAGGACUCCGCCCCCCAGAGCCCAGCCCUGUCAAUCAAAAUGGACCAAGAGUCUGAAUUUGAAUGGAACUUCAGCCAGGACCUUUCGGCCAUCUUGGUGAAACAGGAGGAGCCUGAUGUGGUUCAAAGGUUAGAUCCUCAGCCUCUUGAAGGCCCGCCUCUCAUAUUAAGCCCUGCCCCCCCACACAGAGGAUCGCCAUGGAAACACACGGAGCGCAGUCAAGACAGUGUGAAGCCAGUGGCCAUAAAAGAUGAACCCAGAGAGAUUGGACAGUACCUCGGCCUGCCCAGCGACGAUGCUCUCCAGCUGCCGCCCACCCCUCCCAGUAGUAACCACGGCGACAGUGACGGCUCCCUCCCUCCCUCCUCCCCGCACCUCCCUCUGCUUCCGUCUUCCCCUCAAACACAACAGAGGCCAGGAGGCCGGGCCUCCUCCUCUUCCUCCUCCUCCUCUUCCUCAGCCAUCUCUUCUUCACCUCUCCUCACUGCCCCACAUAAGCUCCAGGGUUCAGGACCCCUCUUGCUGACAGAAGAAGAGAAGAGGACCCUGGUUGCAGAGGGUUACCCGGUACCUAACAAACUUCCUCUCACUAAGAGUGAAGAAAAGGCACUGAAGAGAGUCCGACGGAAGAUUAAAAAUAAGAUCUCGGCUCAGGAGAGUCGGAGGAAGAAGAAGGAAUAUGUGGAAUGUCUGGAGAAAAAGGUGGAGGGCUACACGUCAGAAAACAGCGACCUGUGGAGAAAAGUAGAAAACCUGGAGACCGCCAACAGGUCUCUCCUACAGCAGCUCCAGAAGCUUCAGUCACUGGUUUCAGGGAAAGUUGUCCCCCGCUCUUGUAAAAUGGCCUCAACUCAAACAGGGACAUGCCUCAUGAUGAUGGCCGUGUGUUUUGUCCUGGUGUUGGGCUCCUUCUCUCCCUGCCUCUCCCCCCUCUCCUUCCUCGCUGACAACCCAUCUUUGUCCUCAUCCUCCUCUUCCUCUAAUCCCUCCUCCUCUCCACCUCUUCCGUCAGCGGACCUCUACGCCACCAGUCAGGUCCGUUCGCGCAGCCUGCUCUUCUACAACGAAGGGGCUCCACUGGAGGAGAGUUUAGCGUCAUCAGAAGGGGAGAGGCUACAGUCAGAAGGCCAGUCCCACAUCCAGACCAGCCGAUACACAGCUGACGCACACGGCAACCGGACAACUCGGCCCAAGUUAGACCAGAGAGAAACAAAACCAGACGGAGCCUCUGAGUUUUUCUGACACCGCUUGACCCCUAAAAAGCCCAUAACCUCCAGAUUCCUGAACUCAGCGGGCUUCAUAUCAUCAUCCAACUAGACCACAAUCUACAGUCAGUCAGUUGACCAACAUCCCUUUUGUCUACAUGGCACUUCACUUCUCUGCUUAAACAGACUCUGCUAUACCUGAAUAUACUUGAUUUUAAAGGGACCAUCUUAUUUGAAUUUCCAUUUUUAUUCAAAUUAAGUAUAAUUUUAAAUAUCCAACUAAUCUAUUCAUGUUUAAUUUAAACAAUCAUGAAUAAUAUUUUGUAGUUCACAAUAAAAACAUAAGGCCUUAAUUAAAGAACCACUAGACUGUAUAUGGGAACUUCCAGAACACAAACUAGUCAGACCAUUGCCAAGAAGAGAGGCAGAUAUGAGCCAGUUAAGUUGUGAUGAUGGGAACAGACCUAAAACGGUUUAUUAGCAGCCUUUGGCUUCCAGGAUCGUCCUGUCACAAUAAAUGUUGCAUUGCCAAUUAGAGAGAAAGCAAGAGCAAGGAAAGAGCUUUAUGGAAAAUGUGGUUUUAAUGUUGAGAGAAAAACUGAAUGAUACAGUUUGCACCUUUUCACACCUUGUGAACAUAAAUACACAUAUAUAUGUAAACGUGGCAGACCUUUACCGUGGGAUUGUAGUUCAUGUUAGCACAGUGCUCGCGUUUUACCUCCUAGGCAGGGCUUUCAUUUUAACCAAUCACCAUCAUCAUAUGUUGAUAAAGGGCUGCAACUAACAAUUAUUUUGAUUAUAGAUUAAACUUUCUGUAAUGUUUUUGAUUAAUCAAUUAAUUGCUUAGUCCACAAAAUGUCAGGAAAAAAAAAAAAGCCUGUCCUAGUUUCAAAGAGUAUAAGAUGACAUCUUCAAAUGUCUUGUUUUGUCCAAAAUCCAAAGAUAUUUAGUUUACAAUUGCUUGGUAACUGACUUAAUUCAUUAAUCAGUUAUCAGAAUAGUUGAUUAAUUUUCUGUCAAUCAACUGAUCAUUUCAGCUCUGUGUUACAGUACAUAAUUAGUGAAUACAACACUCGUUGCUACUAACAUGUUAGAAAACUAGACACUCUAGUGUGAAAAUAAACACAUCCUUUUUAAGAUAAAGCUGUGCUGUUUUAAAAGUGCCUUCCACUCACUUCAGUCAAAUAUUACCAACUUGGCCUUACACCUAAAGGCCACACAUGCAACUAUGAAGCUGGAAACAUUCACUCUAAAAAAUCAGGCUGUUUCAGGCUUUUUGAGGCCCUGAGUGAGACAUUUCUUUUAACUGACCAUGAACUGGGUGAACGCUCAGGAGGUCUUUCAUUUCACAUUGCUGUGGAAGUAGUUUGGAGGAAAAGCAGUAAGAGCGUAGCGGCUUUACCUUUUGCCACGAGCUGCCUCAGUUUGAACUACUCCCACAACAGUUGUGUAAUGUGUGAAAUUAACAGUUACACACAACAUGUUUGAUUAUUCCAUUUUUGAAGUUAAAAUGACUGAAAUUCUUUAUCACUUUGGGGGGAAACCAUAUUUUCACAUCAAGGGACUGUUAAAUGGGUCCUGACAGAGGUUGAGAAAUAUGACAUAAAAGUAUUUUUAUGGAAUUAAAAACUGUAUAUGUAAUAUAUUUGCAGCAUAAAAAAAUUUGCAUAUUGAAUUUAUGCAACAAAAAAAUAAAUACUGAACGUUUAAGAUUAGUUUAUCUUAUCGUCUUGUUUUUCUAAAUAACGUUUACAAAAAUAACACAAAAACACAACUUAUAAUAUAUUCUGAGCAUCAAAAAAAGAGCAUAUUUAUUUUAUGCACAAAAAAAAGGGAAUCGUAUGUUAUGUGUUUCGGCAUUUAGGAUGAUGCGAAGUUUUACAUUAUGGCGUGUAGUUCACAAGCCGUUUCAUGGAGUGUGAAACUUUGACAUGAUCUGUUUGUGUCUUUAACUGUAAUACAGUGUUUUAUGUUUCACUGCUGUCGCGUGAAAACCGCAGGCCUUUUCUGUUCAGGAAUUAAAACUGCCAUUUGCUUUGUACAAUUGAACCUUAAAAAAAAUUUUUACCCUUCAAAAAACAAAAUACAGUUAAUCACCAACCACAGUAAAAUUUAAAAAUAAUUUCUGUCAUAAACUCAUCCUGUGAGCUCAUACCUAGCAGCGGAGGAAAUAUCGAUAACUCAUGCGACAGCAGUGUAUGUUGUAUUUAUUCCUGUUUUGUAGAAAGUGUGUAUAUAUUCGUGAAGCCAAUCAGGGACUAAUACAUUCCAGGAAGUACUAGCUUUGUUAUCGCCACAAUUUGAAGGAACAUCAGGACAUUUACAAAAAGUCUUCAUUCCUUUACCACUAUUCUGACAAUGUGAGAAAACCCCCACAAUGUUGCGCCUGAAAAUGACAAUUUUAAACGUCACGGUAUUCCUUCAAAUUAAAAGCUAUGAAACAGACAUUUAACUGUCCCAGUCAAAAUCCUUGAUGAAGUAAUUACUUAUAAAAACACUCAAAUCCUAUUUUCAUCUCCAAAACAUUACAAUUAACACAGAUGUUCUGUUCUUCUUAUUUCUCUGUUUUAUUUUGUGUCCCUCAUGAAUACACAAACUGCAGCCCAUUGCACAAACCCUGUCAUUCUCACCCGUAACAGUCUUAAUGCACCCGUGUACAUAAACAAUGACAACUUAAUGUGCAGUUGUUGUAAAUAAGGGCCUCGUUUUUGUAUUGUGACAUAGUCCAAGAUUUUAACCUGUGGAAUCAUGUGGGAAAGUGAAAAAAUAUAUAUAUGAGAAAAUCAGUGGAUAUUUGGGGAAGGAAGAUGUAAAGUGGGGAGGGAUUUAAAAAAAAUUUAAAUAAAGGAGGGUGACUUUUUCCACUUGUAAAGAAACCUGGAUAACACUGCAGCUGCACACAGUUUGAAUAGUUGUAAAACACCAAGGGCUUCAUUAUUAUGAAUGUUUGAGAGAGAAUAAUCAAGCACUUUCCAGGGAGUUCAGUUAUUUGAAAUGUGUUUGGGUGUAAUGUUGUCUUGGCUUGUUGUAUAGCGUCUUGCAUGUUCCUCCAUAUACAACUAUGUUAUCUUAGUGUAGUCAGUAGAGUAGAAACAAGCAAAAUAUUAAAAAACUGCAUCAGCAA